Coregonus sp. 'balchen' is the source of this 15366-nucleotide messenger RNA. Lineage: Eukaryota; Metazoa; Chordata; Actinopteri; Salmoniformes; Salmonidae. The record is from the annotation of a GenBank genome assembly.
ACGUCCAGUCACAGCAGCGGGCAGACUGUGUGCAUAGCUACUGGAGUCAUCGUGCAUCAUGCGAUAUAGCUGUUUUUAAUUAAAUAUUUGUAUGUUUAAAUACUGUUGCUAUUGCAAUUUGUAAUAUAGGUACACUAAACGUAACCAGUCAUGUCCACGGAAGCAACCGCCGACCAGGUAGAUCAUUUCAGUUGUUUGUAGCGAACGGUUGCUAGUUAGCUACAUUUUCACCCGUGUUGCAUGAUGGUUCACUACCUAGCUAGGCCUACACUCUAGAUACCGUUUAAUGUAGAUUGGGAGCGCUUUCUACAUAGUUACCAUACAUUCUUGACAAUAUUUUAGUGGAAAUAGUUAACUACUCAAUUACAUUUCCAUUUUGAGAGAUAUCUGCGGCUAAGCUAAUUACGUACUAGCUAGGUAACCUGCCAAUGAUUUUGGUCGUAAAUUAAUGGCAAACGGCUAACUAACGUCAACUAACUUGUAUAGUAUAGGUAACACAACCUGAUAUGGUCUGCGUGUGAAAGAACUUCAUGCUAACACGACUAGUUAUCGUGUGCUAGUUAGCGUUUGGCCUGUUGAGAAUAAACACGCUAGUUAGUUAGCUUGCAAGCUAACGUUAGCUACCUAGGUAAAAUUACUGUUGAAGUUGGGCCGCGCUUUUUUGUUGCACUAGUUAGCUAACUAGUUAAAGCGUAUGCAAUGCGUGCACAUUGUAUUGCAUUUCAACAGUUGAGCGCACCGUUCACUCAAUAAGCUAGCUAUGUCAGAAGUUGUGUAACAUGUUUACAUGAUUAGCUACCUACCUUAGUAGCUAGCUAGCUAACCACGUAAACAAGCAAGCACUGCCUCGUGUUUGCCUUUGUUCUACUCGCUUUUUUAUGUGGCUAAAGAAAGUCCAAACUGUUAAGGAACAAGUGUAGUAGGUCUAUUAUAAACGAGCUCUUCUAAAAUGUACUCUUAAAAUUGUCUAUAAUAUUGGCACACUGACUGAUUUUCCCAAGCCACCUAUUGUUGCAGUGUAUGCAUGUCUGUAACCCCAAUCAUCUUUUUACGUCUUGCAGGCAGCUGAGUAUAUCCCGGAGAAGGUUAAGAAAGCAGAGAAGAAGUUGGAAGAAAACCCAUAUGACCUUGACGCAUGGAGCAUUCUGAUUCGAGAAGCACAGGUUUAGUGACUCAGGGUUGCUUCCUCUUACCUGGGGUAAUCGAUCGGGUCAAGGGAGGGAGAGGGUGGGGAUCAACAGGGUGGUGGGUGGGGAUCUAACAGAACAAUUACAGAUGUGUCAUAUAGGACUGUUUCAACUUGUUUGUCAACAAGUGUACAUGUGAAUGCAUUCUACCCUUUUAGAACCAGCCUAUAGACAAAGCAAGGAAGACCUAUGAACGACUUGUUGCCCAGUUCCCAAGCUCGGGCAGAUUCUGGAAACUAUUCAUUGAAGCGGAGGUUAAUAUUUUAUCAAUUUCUCACAACUGCAUGGGUGUGCAUAUCCUAACAGGAUCAACAAUGUGACUUUCACACAACAAAUAGGUCCACUUCAUCUAAAUUGUAUUUUUUUUUUUAAAGUACGAGGGGUUUAGGUUACAAUCUUAACCAUUUAUUUUUCAGGAAGCAGACUGUAUGUUCCUCGGUUAAAGAACAUCUAUUUUCUACGUCUUUAAAUGGGGUUAGGUGCAUUUGUUGCAUGUUUGAUCUGCAACAGCAUUAAAACUUUUUAAUGGUAUUGGAGUGCUUUAGCCUUUUAUUCACUUGUCGUGUCUAUUUAUUGCCUCCUGUGUCAUUUCUUUGAGGUCAUUUUUGUUUUUGAUCAUAAACCGUAUGAGUGAAUGUUGUGUCCAACUUAACACUUUACCCAGCACAGGUGUGCCCCCCUACCCCCAACAGGCCAUCUAUGUUGACGUCCAAAGAUGUAAUAUUGUAGAUCCCCGUUUAUAUAUAGGCUGACGUUCACCCUGGUUUUGACCCAGCAAAGAAUCCACAUUACGCCAAUAUGUCUUUAAAAGGAUAGUUCACCCAAAUUACAAAUUUACAUUGGUUUCCUUACCUUUUAUUUCUGUGGGUGGUACCUGCUCCCAUUCCUGCCUACUACCCUGACCAAGCAAUAGUGCUUACAUCUUAGAUGAGCCUUAAACCCCCAUCCAUACGUAAGCUCAAUCAUUUAAUUAGUAUUCCAUUAGUUUUAGACAUACACAUGGAUGCUUGUAAUCCACUUAUUUUAGGGGGAUAAAGUGGGUAAGUAUGUGAGUUAAGAGCAUGACUGACCAAGCCUCAUUGUUAUUAUUGUGCCUUAAUUGAUGCCCGCUACACACAGCUCUGAUCCCAACUAGUCUCUGGGCCCUGGGCUGUCUACAGCAGGUGAAUGGAAGUCUGGGGGAGGAGAGCAGCUCAUGUGUCCAGUUUAAAAUCAACCCCAAGCCUCACUUGUAGGUCUGAAGGGAUUGAGUGGAAGGAUGUGAACUGGUGAUGCUCUGUGUAGCUCCCUUUUUACACCCACAGCUUCCUUUCAGAUCUACAGGAGUUGACUAGUACAGGGUGUCCCAUCUUGGUCCUGCAGUAUGCAGGCUUUUGUUCCAGCCCAGUGCAAAUACAGCUGAUUCCAUGGUGUUGAAUAAGGGGACAGUAUUUUCUCCUGUUAAUUGUGGCUACAGAAUGUGACCCAGGUGUGGUGGUGCUGGACUAGAGGGGAAAAGCCUGCAGACACUGCUGCCCUACAAGACUGGGAUUGGACACCCCUUGUCUAAGAGUUGAUUGAUACCAGAUUGGCUAAUAGUCUCAAAUGUUCAGACCGUCACCUUAUUUGUAGGUGCAUAGUGACUGGAAUACAAUCCUACUAGACCGUGGGGUAUUUGCACCGUGCACAUCCGUGAGGAGUUGGGCACAUUGUUUUUGAGUCUAGAAGCUCUCCCAUUCUAUACACUGCUGCCCUAGUUAGAAUGGCCUCAUUCAACACCAUUUAGCACAGCCUGUAGGUCAUUCUGUAAAAGUUCAACCACCUGUUGACUUCAUUUGUUUAUAACUAUGUACCAUAGUUAAAGAUGGUCAUUUGCAUUAAAACUAUCCUUUUUUUUUUACCCUUCCAGUUUGGAUAGCCUUUGAUUUAUAUCUAGACUGCAGUCAAAUCGAGGUUGCCAUAUUCUUUUUUUAGCCCAGUUUCAUUUGCCUCAACAUAGUGAGUAACCUGGAAAAAUAUAAACUAAUUUAGUUAAGCUUUGGUUGUUUUGAGUUUAGUUCUUCUAACAGCAACCUGUCAAAUAGUAUGGUCUUUGCUGCAGUAACAUCAACAUUCUAGUUUGGAUCUAAUUUAUUAGUUUUGAGUCCCCCAUCUUUUUUGCUAAUGUGUAGAAAACGAAUCAUACGUUUGAAUAUCUGACCUUUUCCCACUAACCUUUCAAGAAAAUAACGUGUGCUUGUGAAAGAGUUAUACACUAACAAUCCACUAUUGGGAAUUCAGGCGUUCACUUGUGUGAAUUCACACAUUGCAAGACACUAACAUACAGGUGCAGCUUAGGGGGACCAUUGUCUUGGUUCUGGGUCAGAUUUGACUUUUUGUGGCACAUUUCACACUUACGUUGUGCUUUUUGUGUUCGUUUCAAUACAGUUUCACUCACCUUGGGGAACUCUCAAGCGGUUGGUCUGUGCAUGCACAAGCAUAAGGAAAUGCAUAACUUGCGUUGUACUCAAUUUGACUGUACCCUGCGGUUUGUUGAAAAGUGAUUUUAAAUUGCAUACUGUUUAAUAAAACAAAUGACCAGAAUUCUGUACUGUGACUUAUUGCAUCUUUUCUUUAUGGUGUUGAUGGUUACUGCAGUCCAGUUAACAACCUCCUCCUUUCCCCAUAACUAAUCCCAUUUUAAAGUACGCAUUAGGCAUGGCCCUCUGAUUAUCCCACAGAAAUUGCCCAUCACCUUCCUAGUUCAUAGUAAAUUCAGUUUUUUUGUUGGCUGCUCAAUGCGUGUUAGGUAGUAGGCCUAGUGAUGGUGUGCUUGUAAAGUGAAUGCUUAUUUGGUAGCGAACUUAUGGUAGCAUGGAGAACUGGAAUAGUGUUUAAUGUUGUGGAAGCUAUUUUUAUGGAUAUGUUACAAAUGUGCAUAAGGAAGUAUUCCUGUGUUGAUGGGCUUGCUCUUGGGUUUUUAAGCCUGGGUCUUUCAAGUAGCCUAGAUUGUUGUGACAUCCUGAUAAAAGGCCAUAUUACUAAUAGAAUGUAUUUUAUUUGGUUGAUGUGAUUUAGAUAAUCAUCUUAGACAAAAUUGGAUGGAUUGAAAUUUAUUUAAUUCCCCACCCGACUGGUUUGCCUGCACCGAAAUAGAACAGAAGUGCUUUAGUCAACUGUCUCUCUUGUAGUGUAUUCAGGUCUGGUUCUCAUGUAGCUGCUAUAACAACCUUGAGUGAGACGCUCAAACUAUUGGUAGUGAGUGCUAAAGCCAUGGGGUGCUGUAGAUGCAUGCAAUGACAAUGUAUGCUGGCUACAGAUUGUGUGUGUGUGUGUGUGUGUGUGUCUGCCCUCGAGGUGAGAUUUUUUUAGAUAUAGCCUACCUAAAGCUAUGUCACUGUCACAGGGAUGUACUUUUCUAAGCAUGCAGCUGUCAAGGCUGGGGUUACAUUUUCUGUGUGCUAUUUUUAUGUUGAUUUUAUCUCAAGUUGAUUUACCUCAAUAAAUCAUUGGUAAUAAACAAUUUUGUUUCAUGUUGUGUCUGUGUAAAACUAGUGUUGUUUUUCAUGUUUAUCACUACAAUGCCAUAGUCGCCAUUGGCUAUAGUCGCCAUAGGCCUAGUUCUCUCUUUAGGAUCUGACUCUUUGAACAAAUGUGAAAUUAUUCAUUGUGAUCUUGCAAUGAUACCUCCCACCUCUAGAUGUAUACAUAUUGAAUUAGUUAUUUUCUUGCACUGAGUAUUUUUAAUCUUGAAAAAGUACUUCUGUUCAAGCUUUAUGCUGCUAGGCCUAGGCUAUGUUUAACAUUGACAGAUUAUUUGAUAGCCUCUCUAAUCAGUGAUUGUCUUAAGUGGCUUUCACAACAAUAAGCUGAAAGCCAACCUGUGGGACUUAGUGACAUUCCGCUGUAUUGCUCUUAGAAUGGAUGAAGGAAAGAAGCAGAUUUAGAAUUAUCGGGGCAGGAUUCAUUCCAAGUUCAACUGUAUUCUCCCAUUCAAACACCUGAAUGUUUCUUGUUACUGUGUUUUGUCGUCAUAUUUUUAGGAGCUACUAGCCUUGCAGUUGCAACAACAGAAGGCCUACAGUACAGUACAUGCAGCUAGGCUGCUGCAUUGGGAGCCCUGGGCCUGACACACAAACAGGCCUUUUGUCAGGGCCAGGCCAACCGGUAGCGCCAGUAAAGCUUGGUGUUUCUCAUUCUGCUUUGCUGACACUGGUCUAUGCUGGCAGGCCUGUGUAGAGGGAGGAUUGGAACUCCACAGGGCUUGGAAUAGGGACAGAACGGAUUGAGGACUCCCUCUCCCACCAAACAUCAGCUGCCUGACGGUGUGGAGCCUCUUUCCUGCCACUGUCAGUCAAUGAGUCACCUUGAUGCCUGGCCAGGCUGACAGUCAGUAACGUGUUUAGUGAUUGGCACGAGUGUGGUCUUUUCCAGUGUAGUGAAGGGGCUAAUAUACGAUAGCUUUUUAUAUGCUGAUGAAAAUGUUUUUAUUUAGCUUGUUUUUCUAAGGCUACAGUUUAUUGGGAAGGGUGGGUAUUCACAGAUUCCUUCACAGCCCUUUUCUUUACCCCAUGGAACAAUAUGUCUAGACAUCAAAACUCAUUUUUUCUUACAACUGGCUGAUCAUGUGACUCAUGUAUGGUCCAUGAUGUACAAUGAGAAUAAAUCCCUUAUCUUACAAAAUUGAUCUUGAAAUGGUCUUUCUUGUGUGAAAUUCACUUUGUUGAUCUGAAAGGGACUGUGUGUGUGUGUGUAAGAGGGAGUUUGCAUGCAUGCAUGUUUGUCCAUAUAUACAAUGGAAACACCUGCCUGUUGAAUUAACACUUCGUUUACACUCUGUCCACAGAUCAAGGCAAAAAACUAUGACAAGGUAGAAAAGGUGAGUGCAAAUCAUACCAAAGUCCCCUCCCAUUGGCCUUACAGGAGACUGAGACUGCCAUGGUUGGUUGAUUCUGAGGGAGGGUCCACCUCCCUGUCACUGGAUGGAAACCAACAUGGUUCUGACUCAUCCAGUGUUGCCCUUAACAACUGAAAAAGCCAUUUAAGUCACCACUGUAAUACAUCAAUGAUCAAGCCAAACCCAUAAAAUGUAGCUGCAUGCUUUACAGCAGUACAACAGAAAAUCUACAAUUCACAAGAGUGGCAAAUGAUUGUUUAUUGCCACUUGUUUAAGUCACAGGCAACACUAAACACUUAGCAGCAUAAACUAUUCCAUCUGAUGCAGAUGUUUUUACUGUGUUGUUGCUGUCUGUUAUCCAUCACCUGAAACUGAAGGGAAAAGUAGUUCUCUCGUUUUCACCACGGGUAGGUUGUCUUUAACAGCAGCAGCGUGUUGCAAAGCCCUUGUGUACACUGCUGUUUAUAUCUCCAGCCGUGGUAGUGUGGCUGCUGUCUGUCAGUGAGCUGUGUUCUGCUGGUUCUCCUGCCUGGGUAGGCAUUAGGUCACUAUCCAUUAGGCAGCCCUCCAUAGAGGGAAUCCACUACUUCCCCUUUUAUACACAGAAACACACACACUACAAAUCACCUAGCAUGUCUAUUUCUCAGUGCCCAACAGUAUGACAGUUGUGAAUGAUUGAGUGCACUCUCUGUCUGAAGCAUUACUUUUCAGUAGACUGAUAUGUUUUUCAAUACUUGAAACGUGUCCCUUCCCUCCUGCUGUAGUUGUUUCAGAGAUGUCUGAUGAAAGUGCUGCACAUCGACCUGUGGAAAUGCUACCUCUCCUACGUCCGAGAGACCAAAGGAAAGCUACCCAGCUACAAGUAGGUUCACCUAUUACCCAGGAAAGGAAUUGGAGGGGGACAGAGUGUGAGGGCCAGGGGCUCUUCGUGUUGUGCUCACACACCAUCUUAACCAUUCAGCAAUGCAUUUCACAGUGAUAACACAACACCCUAUUUUGACAAAUGUUCCCAGUGCAUGUCUUGAUAUUGUGAUGUAACACAAGUCCUAACCCAGCCCUGCUUGGCCAUCACCAGAGAGAAGAUGGCGCAGGCGUAUGACUUUGCGCUGGAUAAAAUCGGCAUGGAGAUCAUGUCCUACCAGGUAAAUCAAAGCAUAUUGGCAAUUAAAUGAUCUAAAACGAGUUAGUAAAAAAUGUGCAAUCUGGUAGGCUGAAAUGGGGUUCCAAGCCAUGACCUCUAAUUCUUCUGCUCUCCCCUCAGAUAUGGGUGGACUACAUCAACUUCCUCAAAGGAGUGUAAGUACUACUCUUCACACAAUACUUAGUUUUUUGCCAUUAAAAAGUACGUACUUCAAGGAAAAGUCCCUCAUUCCCUACCCUUGUGUCCUUCCAGUGAGGCUGUUGGUUCGUACGCUGAGAACCAGAGAAUCACAGCGGUGCGCAGGGUCUACCAGAGGGGCUGUGUGAACCCCAUGAUCAACAUCGAGCAGCUCUGGAGAGACUACAGCAAGUAUGAGGAGGUAAGACCAAUGACCUGUGACCCCUAUGGAGGGCUGAAUAAUGAACCCCAUGGGGGGGUAGCAGAACAUUGCUUUUAUGUGCCAUUGAUAUAUAUCAUCUGUCAGUGGUACUAAGAAGCCUGGUAUUGUACAAACAGGGCAUCAACGUACAUCUGGCCAAGAAGAUGAUUGAGGACCGCAGCAGAGACUACAUGAACGCUAGGAGAGUGGCCAAGGUAAGGUACUCACAAACACACUAUGAGGAGGGAAACUGAUGCAUACUGUCUGGUAAACCAUGAACGCUAGGAGAGUGGCCAAGGUAAGGUACUCACAAACACACUAUGAGGAGGGAAACUGAUGCAUACUGUCUGGUAAACCAUGAACGCUAGAGAGUGGCCAAGGUAAGGUACUCACAGACACCUAUGAGGGGAAACUGAUGCAUACUGUCUGGUAAACCAUGAACGCUAGGAGAGUGGCCAAGUAAGGUACUCACAAACACACUAUGAGAGGAACUGUGCUCCUUCUGGUAAACCAUGACGCUAGAGAGUGGCCAAGGUAAGGUACUCACAAACACACUAUGAGGAGGGAAACUGAUGCAUACUGUCUGGUAAACCAUGAACGCUAGGAGAGUGGCCAAGGUAAGGUACUCACAAACACACUAUGAGGAGGAACUGAUGCAUACUGUCUGGUAAACCAUGAACGCUAGGAUGAGUGGCCAGGUAAGGUACUCACAACACACUAUGACAGGGAAACUGAUGUUACUGUCUGGUAACCAUGAACGCUAGGAGUGUGCCAAGGUAGGUUUCUCACAACACUAUGAGGAGGAACUGAUGCAUACUGUCUGGUAAACCAUGAACGCUAGGAGAGUGGCCAAGGUAAGGUACUCACAAACACACUAUGAGGAGGGAAACUGAUGCAUACUGUCUGGUAAACCAUGACGAUUGUGAGCUGAUGUUGUCUCUUCAGGAAUAUGAGACUGUGAUGAAGGGUCUGGAUAGGAACGCCCCCUCGGUGCCCCCUCAGAACUCCCCCCAAGAGUCGGUGCAGGUAGAGAUGUGGAAGAAGUACAUCCAAUGGGAGAAGAGCAACCCGCUACGCACGGAGGACCAGACACUCAUCACUAAGAGAGGUGUGUGUGUGUGUGGGGGGGGGGGGGCACAGUGAUUCCUAUAGCUGAGGGUGUUGUGUGUGUGAACCUGAUAUAGCAUGCCAUCACUGAUAUUACAGGCACAGUAAAGUUGAUACAUAUCCAGUGUUGCGUCGAGGUUUUGCUAGCAUUGCAGCCCUAACUUAGUAAUUGUGCUCCGUGUUGCAGUGAUGUUUGCCUAUGAGCAGUGUCUGCUGGUGCUGGGUCAUCACCCUGACGUGUGGUAUGAGGCUGCCCAGUAUCUGGACCAGUCCAGUAAACUACUGGCAGAGAAGGGGGUAAGCAAGGCCACUGAUGACACAAUGUAUCCUAAUGGGAACUGGGUUUCCUCCACGUUUGUUAUUUUAGACCUUACUGGUAUAUGGUUUUUAAAUGCCAAACUUCUCCUUGAACUCUUUCUUCCUCUCCUCAGGACAUGAACAACUCUAAGGUGUUCAGUGACGAGGCAGCUAACAUCUACGAGCGCGCCAUCGGAACUCUACUGAAGAAGAACAUGUUGCUGUACUUUUCAUUCGCUGACUAUGAGGAGGUGAGCUGCACAAACACCAAUCAUCUGUCACGGACCACUUGCCAAAACAAAACAUGAGGUCGUAAUAUGAAGAUGUCAAAGUUGCCAAGGAAAUGUAUAAUGCUUCUACAGCUGCAUUGCUUGCUGUUUGGGGUUUUAGGCUGGGUUUCUGUAUAGCACUUUGUGACAUCUGUUGAUGUAAAAAGGGCUUUAUAGAAAAAUUGAUAGAUUGAUAUAAUUGACUGUCAUCCAUAAGUGAUUAGUGUAUCUCUUACUGCAGACUUAUUCAUUUGUCUCGUCUAAUUCCUAUUAAGAUUAUUUGAUUUGAUUAUUCCGGAGCAAUCCUACUGUCUUGUUGAGUUAAGUGGUGGAGUGGAGUGUGAGCCAGUAAAUGAAUGUUGAAUAGAGGUCCAGGAAAUGUUUGACAGGCAUUUAAUUGAUGAAUGAGCGAACCCACAUCUCUCCUCUUGUCAGAGUCGAAUGAAGCAUGAAAAGGUCCACAGCAUCUACAACCGUCUGCUGGCCAUCGAGGACAUCGACCCCACCCUGGUCUACAUCCAGUACAUGAAGUUUGGCAGGCGGGCCGAGGGCAUCAAGUCGGGCCGCAUCAUCUUCAAGAAGGCCCGGGAGGACAUGCGCACGCGUCACCACGUCUACGUGACUGCAGCCCUGAUGGAGUACUACUGCAGUAAGGUAGGUGGACUGUACAUAGGCUACGGCCACACACACAUUUUGGGUCUGAAAAUUCCGUAUUGAGCCAAUGGUUGUUCCAAUGGGAGGGAGUCAUCCUUUGACGGAUGAUGGACAAACGAAAACAGUUGACUUGAAAAUAACUUUUGACAGACAAUUGAUGAAUGCAUAUACGAUUUCAUCCGCGUUGGUGUGUCUGCGGCCUUAGACUUAAACACGUGCCAAGAGUGGAACAUUGAGAGAGAAUAUAAGGGGGAACAUUCUGUUUCUCAGCGUUUGACUAUAAGGGGGAAAAUUCUGUUUCUCAGUGUUUGACUGGUCUUCCGUUACCUUCCCUCACAGGACAAAUCAGUGGCCUUUAAGAUAUUUGAGCUGGGUUUGAAGAAAUAUGGAGACAUUCCAGAGUAUAUACUUGCAUACAUCGAUUACCUCUCACACCUUAAUGGUAAGUGACAAGUGAUGGAUUCAUUUAUUGAGACUGUCAUUCACCCUCUUGUGUAACAAUAAAACAACCAUGGGUAGUUGCCAUGGCAACAGUUCUUGAGAUUGUAUAGUUGUUAAGCGAUGGUGUUGGAAGGCUACAGAGGAUCCAUUAUCAGUCUUUGUUAAACAUGCUGAUUCUAUUCUCUCUAUGACAUAAACCCAGUGACAUCCUCUAUCAAAAGUAAAUAGAGAACCAUCCAUAGACGAUGCAAUUACUGGUAUAGUCAAACUAGAUAAAACCCAGGCAGAGGCAGUCUAUAGACGCUGGUGUUUUUGUUUAUUUCAUUGACGUAUAUAGAUAUGGGGUUGUUGUGCUGUAAGUUAGGAGAGGGAGGCUGAGGCAUUAUCUGUAACAUAAUGGUAGAUUAAUGAGUUUGAAUGCCUCCUCUCUCUCUCUCUCUCUCUCUCUCUCUCUCUCUCUCUUCCCCCCCUCUCUCUCCCCCUCUCUUCCCCUCUCUCAGUCUUUCCAGCUCCUAAUAAAAACUCUUGCUCUACCUCCCUCCUCUCUUCUCUCUUCCUCUCUCUCUUCCCUCCCUCUCUUCUCUCCCCCCCCUCUCCGCUUAUCUUAAUCGAGCUCUCCCCCCACCACUCUCUCUCUCUCUCUUCAUUCUCUCCUCUCUCCCCACCCUCUCUCUCUCUCUCUCUCUCUCAUUCCCCCCCUCUCUCUCUCCUUCCCCCCCUCUCUCUCUCUUCCCCCCCCCCCUCCAGAGGACAACAACACCAGAGUUCUGUUUGAGCGUGUUCUCACCUCGGGAAGCCUGUCGCCAGAGAAGUCUGGGUAUGAGGAAUUACAUUCCUACAACACCCACAUCAGAUCUGUGUCUGUUAUUGUGUUAUUGACGGUCCUGUGUUUUUUAUCAACACCUCUCCCUCAGUGAGAUCUGGGCGCGUUUCUUGGCCUUUGAGAGUAACAUCGGGGACCUGGCCAGUAUCCUGAAGGUGGAGCGCCGGCGUUUCACGGCCUUCAAGGACGAGUACGAAGGCAAGGAGACAGCCCUGCUGGUGGACAGAUACAAGUUCAUGGACCUGUACCCCUGCUCCGCCAGCGAGCUCAAAGCCCUCGGAUACAAGGUCUGUACAACUGGUAGUUUCUACAGUUACAGAAAGAUGAUGCUGACUGCUAUGGCCGCGUCAUCUGUUAAGGGUUGAAGACUUCAAUAGAAAUCGAUCAAUGUCUAUAAAACAAGUGGACCGUUUGUGUGUUUCUGUCUUGUUCAACUCUUCAAUCGUGAGGGGAAAGGAUAACUGUUUAUAAUUCUAUGAUGUUAACCUGUGUGUGUAGGACGUGUCCCGUGCCAAACUGGCGGCGUUGCUCCAGACGGAGACGGUGGUGACCCCAUCUGCUCCCUCGCAAAAGGACGAGGCUGACCGCAAACCAGAGUAUCCCAAACCUGACACCAACCAGAUGAUCCCCUACCAACCACGACACAUGGCCCGUACGUACCUUUCCCCCUCCUCUACCCCUACCAGCCAUGACACCUGACCUGUAGGUACCUUUCCCCCUCCUCUACCCCUACCAGCCAUGACACCUGACCUGUAGGUACCUUACCCCCUCCUCUACCCCUACCAGCCAUGACACCUGACCUGUAGGUACCUUACCCCCUCCUCUACCCCUACCAGCCAUGACACCUGACCUGUAGGUACCUUUCCCCCUCCUCUACCCCUACCAGCCAUGACACCUGACCUGUAGGUACCUUACCCCCUCCUCUACCCCUACCAGCCAUGACACCUGACCUGUAGGUACCUUACCCCCUCCCCCCUCUACCCUCCAACCAGCUCCUAGUAUACCACCAAAUGGUCUUAGUAGUGUCUCUAAUCCUCAAUCUGCCCUAAGUGAUGUAGUGCAAUAAGGUGUCUUGCCCAGAGUAUGUGAGCGGAUUGGAGAUCCUGCUCAUCGCUUACGGAGCCGGGAUCCAUGUCCUUUCCAACCGCUCUGCUAAAAACCGCUCCUUGCUCACAAGAAAAAAAACUGCCAUUACAAAUUUGCUGUAUAUUUUGAAGUAUUGAACCCAAACCAUAUGAUUUGAAUGAAAAGUAUUUUAAUAAACAACAGGAAAAGGUGACUGUAAGAAGCACUCAUCAUUUCAAAUAGGCUACAUGUCAUAUUAAACAGGAUGUAAACACUGUAAACAGGUCAGGAGCCAGACAGAGAGCCUAAGAAGGAACGAAAAUGAAUUAUUUAGGCUAUUAUUAUUGUUAUUGUUGUUAUUGUUAUUAUUAUUUGCCUAUUAUAAAAAUAAAAUAAAAAGAUUAAAGGCUAUAGCCUACAAAGAAAUACAUUGUGAACAUUUGUGAGUGCGACACACUAGGCUGGCAUGAACAUUAAGCGCUCAGCAUUUAAACAACAUUUCGUUGAAUUAAUUUAUUAUAGUCUAUAAAUUGACUUACUUAUAAUUAAAUAAAAAUGAAAUUAAAAAUGCCUCAUUAGGCCUUUGAAUUCAUUUUUAGAAACAGGAGUUUGGCCAGAGUCUGUGGCUUCAGGAUCAUGUGAUGGUGACUGGAGAGCAGGUCUGCAGCGGAGAAUACCCUCUCCACGCUUGCAGAGCCACUGGGGAUGCUAAACCACCCUUCAAGUAGUUUUAUUUGUUUAUCUAUUGGUAUGCCUAAAGGUUUUUAGGUAAAAUAACCCAAUCAAAACGGAAAGCUCCUUGAAAGAGGUAAUAUGCCAGGCCUAUUGGGCCAAAAUCAACCAUGGCCUGUUGUAUAGAACGAAAAGUAAUGAAACUUUUAAGAGAUCUGUUUUUUUGUUGCUACAAUGACACACUUAGCUAGCUACCCACCUCGUUGCUUUCUGUUAGCACGUAGAACAUAUCAUGCUUUCAGGAUACGUGUCUUUUCACAUUCCACAAUGAUUCUUGUGGACACCACAUCACCACCCUCCCUCUCUUGCUCUUGGUCCUUCACAUCUUUGUAUGUCACCUUGAUUUUGCACCUCUGUGUUUUAACAGUUUCUUAAUGAAAAUAUUUAGCUAACUCCAUGACAGUAGCUAUAGCAAGGGACUAUAGAAGCACACAAGUAGCCUACAAAUGCAUUCUGGGCCGGGCAUGCCCUGAGCUCAUGACGUGAGCGCAACUGGAGCGAAAUUGGAGCGGGUGAGAAGGCCGACGCUCCAGCCUCUAGUCAAAUUGGGCACGGUCCGCUCCACUCCAGCUUCGCUCACAUACUCUGGUCUCUCCCCACAGCUCCAGGACUGCACCCUGUUCCAGGAGGGGUGUUCCCGGUCCCCCCGGCCGCAGUCAUCCUGAUGAAGCUACUGCCUCCACCCACCUGCUUCGUGGUCGGUACCAACACCCCACCACUCACUAUUGGUGAUAUCACAGUGCCAACACCCCACCACUCACUAUUGGUGAUAUCACAGUGCCAACACCCCACCACUCACUAUUGGUGAUAUCACAGUGCCAACACCCCACCACUCACUAUUGGUGAUAUCACAGUGCCAACACCCCACCAUUCACUAUUGGUGAUAUCACAGUGCCAACACCCCACCAUUCACUAUUGGUGAUAUCACAGUGCCAACACCCCACCAUUCACUAUUGGUGAUAUCACAGUGCCAACACCCCACCACUCACUAUUGGUGAUAUCACAUGCCAAAACCCCACCCUUCACUUUGGGAUACACAGUGCCAACACCCCACCGUUCCUUUGGUGAUUCCCGUGCCAACAAACCCCACCGUUUUCACUAUUUGGGGAUAUCACCGUGCCAACACCCCACCGUUCCUAUUGGUGAUAUCCUGCCCCCCCCCCCCCGGGACCGCCCCCCCCCCUCACUAUUGUGAUAUCACGUGCCAACACCCCACCUUCACUUUGGUGAAUCACAGUGCAACACCCCCCCCUCACUAUUGGGGAUAUCACGUGCCACCCCCACCUUCACUUUGUGAUCACAGUGCCAACACCCCACCGUUCACUAUUGGUGAUAUCACAGUGCCAACACCCCACCGUUCACUAUUGGUGAUAUCACAGUGCCAACACCCCACCGUUCACUAUUGGUGAUAUCACAGUGCCAACACCCCACCGUUCACUAUUGGUGAUAUCACAGUGCCAACACCCCACCGUUCACUGUUAGUGAUAUCACAGUGCCAACACCCCACCGUUCACUAUUGGUGAUAUCACAGUGCCAACACCCCACCGUUCACUAUUGGUGAUAUCACAGUGCCAACACCCCACCGUUCACUGUUAGUGAUAUCACAGUGCCAACACCCCACCGUUCACUGUUAGUGAUAUCAUGUGGUUGUGUUGUACUGAUGUUGUGGUGUUGUGUUUCUGCAGGGGCCCUUUGUGCAGGUGGAUGAACUGAUGGAGAGCUUCAGGAGAUGUACACUACCAGAGAGUAAGUAACUUUGAAACUGUCAGAAAUCACCAGCUCCUCUUUUAAACGUUCCUUUGCCUGAAUAGCACAAUAUUAAUAUCUCCCUCCCUCCCUCUCUCUCAGCUGUAGACGCAGCAGUAGAGUUGAUAACAGGCAGGCAGCCUGAUGCCGGCGGAGAAGGGAACGGCUCCAUGGAGAACCAUGCCAUGGCCAAGUCACUGAAGAGACCCAACGCAGACUCUGAUGAAGAGGAGGACAAGGGCGCUGUGGCGCCACCCGUUCACGACAUCUACCGCGCUCGCCAGCAGAAGAGGAUCCGGUGAACACUCACUCACACACGCACACUUGGGAUGGACUCUGUACAGGAAUGUAAACCCGUUACGUCGACCUUUUAGGGCAAAUGGACUCGUCUGAAGUUUGUCUGGAAGGUUCUUUCUAUCCAACCAUCGUUGGUCCCUCUACACACACGUGUUUAAUGUUUUUUUGUUCUUGGUGUUUUUUUAACAGUUUUAUUUUUUAAAGCUGGGUGACUAAUACUGUACAAAGUUUUUAAUUCAACCCUUAAUUUGACACUCAGCUGUUUGGCCUUGUGAGCUCUGGUGAUGGACAAAUGGAAUCAACUUGUUUUUCUAGUCAAAUUGAGAGAAAGCAUUUCCUUCCAAUACAAACGGGAGAAAACAACCAAAACAAA